AGAACCCACACAACCGUUCCAAUACGCACAGAGGGAGAACGGGAGCUGGGGUAGCUGGCUCGGCAGUGCUGUCUUUAGAGUUUUUGCUUCAAGUUAUCAGCUCUUUUUUAAUGUCAUUUCUACGGAGAGAUAAUCUAAUUCUUCCAUGAUGAAACUUGUGCUUGUUUUUGCUUUGGUUGCGUCGUUCUUCGCAGAAAAUCUAUUACUUCCCGUUGGAAAAGAACGACAGAGAGAAGAUGUGGUAACACGGUGCUUGGUUGAGGUCCUGUCCAAGGCACUGACCAAACCUGACUCUCACCCUCUGGAUCAGGAAUGCAAAGACAUUCUCAAAGCAGGUGCCCAACAUGCUGCUCUUCUGGAGAAGAAAAGUGAUGAGGAGGUGCUGACCCAUAAAGAGGAGGUCAAAGGUCAUGAACCUGAGCUUGAGGUUCCAGGGGCUGAUGUGAAGGACAUCGAGGCCCGCCUGAAGUCUGUGGAGGAGAAGAGAGAGACACCGGAGGACGAAGAGCGCAGCCAGGAGUCAUGGGACCUCAACGAUGAGAAGGAGAAGAGGAUUUGGAAACCAACGCACAGGUAUCAUCAUAAAGAAGUGUCUGAGGAAAAGAGAGAAGAGCCAGACGAAGAACGUAGUCAGGAAUCCUGGAGCCUGGGUGAUGAGAAGGAGAAGAGAUAUAGGCCUACCUAUCGGUACACCCCAAAGAAAUUACACAUACGAGAUGACAAAAGUGAAAAGUGCAGUCAGGAGUCCUGGGAUCUGAAAGAUGAGAAGGAAAAGAGAGAGGAGGAAGAGGAAAGAGAGAAAAGAAUGUGGAAACCCCCACACAGAUAUCACCACAAGAAACACCACAAACGAGGUGCUGACUCAUCAGAGGAGGAAUCAAAGGAAAAGAGAUCAGAUGAGUCCGAAGAAGAGGAGGAUAGAGAGAAGAGAAUCUGGAAACCAACAAACAGGUACCAUCACAACAAGCGUCACCAACGCAGUGGGGAUUCCUCGGCGGAGGAAGAAGAGGAACGAAGGAGUGAUUCUGACGAACAGGAGGAGAAAAGGUACCUGGCGGAGAAGAGGAGUGAGGUGGAGAGUCGUCUCCUGGGGGAGAUAUAUGAGAAACGUUCUCCCUGGGCGUACAGAGGAUACUACCACCCCGCCUGGUGGAAGAGAGGCAUAGAGCCACUUACACCAUCACAUAAGAUGGAGGAACUGGCAAAGCUGCUGAAGAGGCACCAACUGGCCAGCCAAUCAGAGCCAGCGGAAGAGAGGCAGAAGAGCAUACCUCUAACCCCAGAGGAGGAGAAGGAGCUGCAAAACCUAGCAGCUAUGGACAUGGAGCUACAGAAAAUUGCUGAGAAGAUGCAUGAAAACAGGAGCAAAUAGAUAGUGGACAGGCCGACAGGGAUGCUAAACUACGAGCUCAGUGUGCUAACCUUGUUUAAGAAAACAUUAAAGAGAUGGGAGAACAAAAAAACUAAUCUAAGAGACUUGCCACAAAUUCUGCUGUGAUAACAUCAACGUAAAUAAAGGUUAAAUGAAAAAAUGCAGGUACAAAAGAAUCAGCAUGGAGACCGUUUAGUUUCUAUUAGAUAAUAUCAAAGAUAAAACAGAUGCUUUGCUUAUUUGUCACAGAUUUCUCUAUAUAUAUUUAAAGUGUGCAUUGCAGUUUUCUUCAAACUUUUGAAUGGUUUGUUUGUUUCUUCAGUCUGCAUUUAAUAAAAUAUAUUAUCCUGGGACCAAG
This is a messenger RNA of Oncorhynchus nerka (sockeye salmon), 1730 nucleotides long. It is a transcript of the gene chgb, whose product is annotated as chromogranin B. The transcript has 7 exons. Gene Ontology annotation, cellular component: secretory granule. The record is from RefSeq and is a predicted model, not a curated record. The coding region runs from base 146 to 1372 and encodes 408 amino acids. Lineage: Eukaryota; Metazoa; Chordata; Actinopteri; Salmoniformes; Salmonidae.